Molecule: messenger RNA, 1484 nt
Organism: Nothoprocta perdicaria
Lineage: Eukaryota; Metazoa; Chordata; Aves; Tinamiformes; Tinamidae
Gene: TSPAN1
Product: tetraspanin 1
Exons: 8
Coding region: 61-774 (237 amino acids)
Cellular component (GO): membrane
Source: RefSeq, a predicted model, not a curated record
AGGUGCCGCACUGGGGUCUGGGCUGUGUCUCUGCGAGCUGCUCCCUGCUCAGGUGCAAAGAUGGGGCUCUUCACGUUUAUCAAGGUCAUGAUGAUCCUCUUCAACCUGGCCAUCUUUCUCGGUGGCGCGACCCUGCUGGGAGUUGGAAUCUGGGUCGUAGUGGAUGGAGAAUCGUUCUUCAAGAUAUUUGGGGCGAUUUCCACGAGCGUCCUGCAGGUUGUGAACGUCAGCUACUUCCUCAUCGUCAUCGGGGCCAUCCUGCUGAUCAUUGGAUUCCUGGGGUGCUGUGGAGCCCAGAAGGAGAGCAAGUGCCUCCUGAUGACGUUCUUCACAGUGGUGCUGAUCAUCUUCAUUGCUGAAAUUGCUGCUGCUGUGGUAGCUCUUGUCUACACUGGUCUCGCAGAAACGCUGCUGACAGCUACAGUGACUCCCCUGUUGAAGGAAAAGUUUGGGAAGGAGCCAAGUCUUACGCAGAUCUGGAAUGUCACCAUGAAUGAGCUCCAUUGCUGCGGCUUGAAUAACUACACAGACCUCUCCGAAUCUCCUUGGGUUGUGCAACGCAAAUCUUACCCUGCGCCCUGUUGCUCUGGAAAGCAACCAUGCAGUGAGAGCCUUGCUCAUCUAAGUGAUGUCCCGGGCUGUUUUGAUCAGCUCCUGACCGAGAUCAGGAAGAACUCGGGCGUGGUGGGUGGUGUGGCAGCCGGCAUCGCCGCCUUGGAGAUCGCAUCGAUGGUGGUUGCCAUGUACCUGUACUGCCGUCUAGAUGAGAAGUGACCCCCGCGCCUGCCUCGAGGGAGACCUGCCCCGCGGGCAGCAGCUGCAGCGCGGUGCUCCCGGGGGUCCCCGUCGCUCCCUGGGCCUGAUGCUGUCCUGCGCACUGUGAUUUAUACCUGUGGUUUGAUCUGCUGAGCUGGGAUCUGUAGAGUUCAUAUGUAUAUUUUUGUACUGAUACGGCACAAUGCACCUGUACAGAGAUUAUUUUUUUUUUAAAGUGUGGGGGGAGAAGUAGCUUUUCCAUCUUCGAUGGUGCUGAGGCUCGGUGCUCCCAGCCCUGGUGGUGUGGGACCUGUCCCCUGCUGCGUGCCCAGGCUCCCCGAGCAGUGCCAGCCUAUGAUUGUGAGCCCCUCGCCAGGGAAGCUGGAGGCUGGAGCCAGCCCCGCUGCCGGAGCCAGCCCCGCUGCAGGUGACAAUGUCACCUUCUCCUGGGGCUGGAAUCGCCCUCACCCGAUGCGGUGGUGGGAAGGGCUCGGAGCUGCUCUCUGCUGCCUGCCCUGGUGUGAUGUGCAACCCUACAGGUCCCUGCUCCCCCGGGCCGUGAUCGGGCCCUGUGCUGUGUUGUGAUUUCUGUGGCAGAACCCCCUGGCCUGGGGGCACAGCUCUAGGCUGUGAUGAAGGGGAGGAGAUGGGGAAAAAUUGUUCAUUUUUGAAUAUAAAUUAUUUUCUGGAGCUGAUCUCUUGUCUUCAAUAAAGACCUAUGACUACCA